Molecule: messenger RNA, 2683 nt
Organism: Impatiens glandulifera
Lineage: Eukaryota; Viridiplantae; Streptophyta; Magnoliopsida; Ericales; Balsaminaceae
Product: clathrin interactor EPSIN 2
Exons: 12
Coding region: 1-2568 (855 amino acids)
Biological process (GO): endocytosis
Cellular component (GO): clathrin vesicle coat; endosome; plasma membrane
Molecular function (GO): phospholipid binding; clathrin binding
Source: RefSeq, a predicted model, not a curated record
AUGAAGAAGGCGUUUGAUCAAACGUUUCGAGACAUCAAAAGAGAGGUUAACAAGAAGGUCCUUAAAGUUCCUGGUAUAGAACAGAAGGUUCUUGAUGCUACUAGCAAUGAACCUUGGGGUCCUCAUGGGUUACUUCUAGCUGAUAUUGCACAGGCUAGCAGAAACUAUCACGAGUACAACAUUAUCAUGUCAGUAAUCUGGAAACGAGUCAAUGACACCGGCAAGAACUGGCGUCAUGUUUACAAGGCGUUGACUGUUCUGGAAUAUUUAAUAGCCCAUGGCAUAGACCGGGUUGUUGAUGAGAUCAAAGAACAUGUUCAUCAGCUAUCUACAUUGUCAGACUUUCAAUACGUCGAUUCAAGCGGAAGGGACCAGGGAAACAACGUAAGGAAGAAAUCUCAGUCCCUCGUCGUAUUGGUCAAUGAUAAAGAGAGAAUACAAGAAGCACGGCAAAAAGCAGCUUCUAACAGAGACAAGUUGCGGAGCUCGUCAUUGGGAAAUGUAUAUAGGUCAGGAAACGGAGGAUAUGGCGAUGAUGGUGAUCGAUAUGGACGUUAUGCAGAUUCUGAUGAUUAUCGUGGGAGAAGAAGCUAUGAAGAUGAUGGUCAGUAUUCAGCAAGAGGAAGUGGUGCCAAAGCUGAUGAUCAUUCUCAUGAAGGAAGCUUUGUUCUUUCCUUUUCUGAUAGGAGACUUGAUCGAAUGUAUUCUGAGCAAAACCUUAGUGCUCCACCAAGUUAUGAGGAAGCUAUGGGUGAAGUACAAAGCCCUGUUCACAGUGAAAGGGGUGAAGAACGAGUGUCUAUUUCUAAUAGAACAGCUAGUCCUAGAGUAAGUGAACAUGUGCCUGUGACGCGAUCAUCGUCUGUCCCUGCCCCUAUUUCUGCUUCUCUAGCUUUUUCAGAUCCAGAUGGAGAUAGAAAUGGUGAUGAUCGUCAUGGUUCAGUAGAUCCUGGUACCCCUGCCGCAUCCUCAAAUGGGGCUGAAAUGGAUUUUCUGGGCUCCUUGUCGGAUGUGUUUUCAUCUAAUGCAUUAGCAGUGGUCCCAUCUACAGCCUAUGAAGUUGAUUCAUCGUCAAAUUCUGCAUUUCUAGACUCAUCAAAGUCACCAUCUACUCACACUAAUCAGGUUUACAUUUUUAUUCUAAAUUAUGAUCAUAUCUAUGGCAGUUUUCAUCUGAAUCUGGAUUCAGAUCUAAAAAUAGAAAGGCUUUCCAAAAAGAAGCUAUAUCAAGGACUAAACUGGUUUAGUCCAUUUGUGCUGCAGCAGCCUUAUGAUGAUCCAUUUGGUGAUGGUCCUUUCAAAGCUCUUCCUCCUCCAUCUACAGAAAUAAACUCCCCUUCCAGUACUAACCAGAAUUCUGAAACACCCAAGAAGAACUCUUUUUCCAACUUAUCUUAUGCAUCAGCAGCAUCUAAUGUUCACAAUGACUCACAGUUCUUACAUCAAGAUAUUUCUAGUUCUAACCAGGAUACAGAUAUUUUAGCAGAUAUUCUCCCAUUAUCUGGAGCAGGGUUCCCCCAGUCCAAUUCUAUUCCCGGUUUUCAUUCACAGGAUUGUCAACCCGCAUCAAUGGCAGGUUACCCUGCCGAAGGCGGACAAGUUACAGAAAGUCAAGGUUUUAGUCAGCCUAUGUUUAUGUCAGGAUUUAAUGAUCGUAAUCAAUCUAGUCAUCCUGGUUUCCCAGCUCAGAAUGUUCAACAUGGUUUAUACACUGGUUUUGCCCCUCCAGGUGGGCAGCAGCAGCCGCCUGUUCAAUUACAUAAUAAUUAUUAUGGUAAUACUCAACAGUCGGGAAGUUUACAAGCUCCGAAUGCUGGUUUUCAACAAUCACCAACUAGCCAAUCAUCAUCAAUGCAGUUUGGGAAUCUUACACAAAUAGUAGCUCCUCCAACACAACAACCUGUGAAGGACUUUGAAACAAAGUCUACAGUUUGGGCUGAUACACUUAGCCGGGGUUUGGUCAACUUGAACAUAUCCGGACCUAAAACAAAUCCACUAUCUGAUAUUGGAAUUGAUUUUGCGGCUAUGAAUCGGAAGGAGAAAAGGAUGGAGAAGCCCACGACAACAAAUGUGACGACAACCGUAACCAUGGGGAAAGCCAUGGGAACUGGUUCUGGAAUGGGACGAGCUGGUGCGAAUGGUCUUAUGCCUCAAUCAAGCCCCAUGAUGGGUUCGGGUUCGGGUUCAGGCAUGGGUAUGGGGAUGGUGGCCAGACCGGGAAUGGGGGUCAGACCAGGUAUGGGUAUGGAUGGUUAUGGAGGAAUGAAUCAACCUAUGUCUCAUAUGGGGGGCAUGGGGAUGGGGAUGAAUGCACCUAUGAAUAUGGGGAUGGGGAUGAAUGCACCUAUGAAUAUGGGGAUGGGGAUGAAUGCACCUAUGAAUAUGGGUAUGGGAAUGAAUAUGGGUAUGGGGCAAGGACCUCAUAUGCAACCAACUGGGUUCCUUCCUAGAACUACAAUGCCUGGUGGAUAUAAUAAUAAUAAUAAUAACAAUAAUAAUAAUAAUCCCACUAUGGGUUCUGGUGGCUACAUGCCUCAACAACCUUACGGUGGUGGUGGUUACCAAUGAAAUCCGUGUUUUUGUUAAUAUUUACUGGAAAAUGGAUUUAACUAUGAUGAUGAACAUGUAAUAUCAGUUGCUGCUCGUUUUUUAGCGAGCUUCAGCUAUUCCUAGCCAUGCCCAU